AUGCAAUUGAACACAACACACAUCACCAAAAAUCCAAUUGUGUUGGUCUCGGUCAUCAUGUCAGUGGUAGGCUGGCUUAUCACUUUUAUUGGCGCUUGUAUCAUAGGCAGAGCUGGUUUACUCUGGUGGAUCGUCAUUUACGAACUAUUAUUACUUGGAGGCAUCUUUUUCAGUAUCUUUAGACAGGUAUUCCAUCAUUAUCAAAUCGUGUUUUUAGUGUUCUUGGGUAUCAGCAUCUCCAUGUUAACUGGCGCUAUUGAUGGAUUGAUCCAUUAUACAUCUGGCGGAAGCCAAGCAGCUGGUGCAGGUGCAGUUGUCUUGAUUGUCAUGCAGUUUUUCUGGGUCAUCUUAUGCGGCAGUACAGAAGAUUCUUUAGUGUAUCAGUUCAUUUACUCGGGAUUUGUUUCUCCUGUGUCACAAAAUGUUGUAAAUAUAGGUAUGCAUGGUAAUGGUAGUCCUAAAGAGAGCAAGGUAGCUCUCUCGUCACCUGAAGCAACAAGCUACCAUACACAUCAACAGCAGCCCUCCAUUGCAAGCAUUCAUCAGCAUCAUCGACAUCAUCAAUCACCCAUCAUGAACUCUCCUAUCGUUGCCUCAUCUCCCCCUGGUAUGGUGCCACAACAAGCGCAAAAGCUAACUGCAACUGCACUACAUCCUUAUACUGCAAAUCCUGAUGAUCCAAAUGAACUCAGUUUUCAAAAGGAGGAGGUUUUGGAAAUCUUAAAUAAGAGUGGCAAUUGGUGGCAAGCAAAGAAGCAAGAUGGUACUAUUGGCAUUGUACCUAGUAACUAUUUUGUUCAAUGA
Molecule: messenger RNA, 804 nt
Organism: Mucor velutinosus
Lineage: Eukaryota; Fungi; Mucoromycota; Mucoromycetes; Mucorales; Mucoraceae
Exons: 6
Coding region: 1-804 (267 amino acids)
Biological process (GO): regulation of actin filament polymerization
Molecular function (GO): protein binding
Source: RefSeq, a predicted model, not a curated record